CCAGUCACAGAACAUCUUCCUAGAGCUUCGUGUUUACUGGAAGGUAAGGACUAUAUUAAACUAGACAGAACAGUUUUUUCCAUGCGGUAUAAGUUAUCAUCGCGUCCUUUGAUAUACGCACAAACUUCCAUGCAACUGAAAUUAUUUCAGCAGGCUCAUACAGAAUAUAUAACUGAAUAUACACGAUAUUAUUUUGUUGAUGCUAUUUUUCCCGGCGCUGGGGCAAAAAGUCCUUAGCUAUGGUCACGUUGGGCUGGCAGGAAAUCGAUUGACAUUUCUGCAUGAAGAAAGACUAUAAAAAAUCAUCAGCAAAAUUGUGAAAUGGUAAAUUGUCUGGGUGUUUUAUCAAAUGGCGACAUGAUCGAUCACAUUUUAGCCAGCAUGAAGGAUCUUGGACAGAGAUCAUCGUACAUUUUCCCGUUAUCAUGCAGGCAUGCAUAUAUAGAUAUCCUCCUUCAUGUAUCACAGGUGUCGACCAUUUCAGGAACACCUGUUGGCGGCAUGUAAAGAGAUUGCUUUUAUAAUUAGACUAUUUAAUACAAAUGCAUCGAUUGUAAAUUAAACUCCCUUGCAUGUAUAUAGGUCAAAUCUCUCUCCCGCCUGAUGGUGAUACCUUUGUUGUUCUUCCUGGAGAAGAUGUGACAAUAGCCUGGAAACUUGAUGUCAGUGUAACAGACGUAUCGGGUCGAUGGUGGGCAUUCCUUCCAAAGGCCAACGACACUUUUGCUAAUAUCAUUAGAGAUGGAAUGGUGGAUGUAAAGCCCCAUUACUCACCUGGGCCAUUUACAAUAACAAAGCCUUCAACGUUGAUUUUAAAGAACGUUACUAUUCAGUACAAUGGAACAUACACAUUUACUAUUUAUGCAAAGGGUAUACUCACUAUGUCUGAUGUGACUGUGUUUGUUGCAGGUAGGUGUCGUUUGUAUAUAAUGCUAUAUAUACCUUUUACCCUACUUUUUCAGGCAUUAACAAAUUUCUAGAGAACUGAUUUGAUUGAUUGCUGGGAAAGAAAAAGGCAUAUUAUAUGCGUAUUCAGGGCCGUAGCUAGACCGAUAAUUGAGGGUUGCAUAUUCAUAUACUGUAUUCAUGUUCUGCCCGACGGAUUUCUUUUGAAAUCGACUGUUUUUACGUAUGUGAACAUGAAUAUAUAAAUAUACACCCUCCGCCCUCCAAUUAUCACAUCUAGCUACGGUUAGUCUAGUGCGUAUUGUUGAAGGCUUCUUGUAGCGGGAGCAGCUACAAAAAAUGCAUUCUCUAUAUUACACAUUCAAGGGCGCACAUUCAAAAAAAAUUUGGGGGGUGUCUAUGUUCUGGGACCGACUUUUGUAGUAUUUGUGUUUGAUAAAAGCCAACUGUUUUAAGGCGUGCACGGUACGAGUGAACCGGUGAAAGCAAGGCGUUCGGUUUAACAAUGUCACAGUCUUGUUGUUAUAAAUACAAUUAAUAUAAAAUUUAAGAGUUCGACAAAUAGUAAUAGCACGAAGCCGAGUAACUGUGUAAAAAUUAGUAUAAAGGGGUGUCAAAAAGUAGACCGUUAGAAAUUAACCUGUUGUUCUAAUUUGAAUUUUUAGCCAGUAUAUUAGCCACAAGCUCACGGUAUUAUUAAAGAAUAAUACAUUAUUAAAGUCAAGAGCUCAAUAGACAAUAAUGCUUCUAAAUAAGUCUACUCAUAGACGGGGAUAGUAUUCCAAGAGUUUAAAUAAACGUUCAGUUUUUCAGAACUUCUGCUGUAAACUUUCGGGGGGCCAAAAUUUUUAUGGAUUUCGAGUGCGAGGGCCGAAGGCGUGAAGAAAAUUUUGAAUUUCUAGAUUCAUUAGAACGCUAUUUCAAGUAUUUUAGGGCGAGGUUGGAAGAAAAAUUACAACCACAAAAAGUUGCCUAAUUUUGUUAGAUUCCAAAAAUAUUUAUGUAAACGUUGUACUGUACACGCAAAUACGUUGUACUGCCCCCCACUUGGCUACGCCACUGAACUUCAGCCUUUCAAAGUGUCAGACUUUCAGUUUGUGCGACAAUUAGACUGCACCACGAGGGUUUGAGGUUGCAACACGGAAGUUGAUUAUUUGCUGCUAGCAUAAUAUGAUUGAUAUCUUGGUUAGUGUAUGCGUUUUUGUUAUUCUUAUGCAAUUUCCAAGAUGUCCAACCAGGGCCUUUUACCAUACAAGAUGGGGGAGGGGGGCUCCCCAGUCCCCCACGAAAUCACAUCCCCGCCCUCCAGGAAAAUAACAAACAGAUAAAUGGAAACUUUUUGCUUCUAAUGGAUUUUAAGCUUUAUCUUUUGUCCUUGUUUAACAAAAUCGAUUUAAUUUAAAAUUUAAAUUGUUACGUUUCUCUACCACUAAGUAAUGAUAAAUUAUUGUUAGUAAUUUUUUCCCCGUUUUUUCCUUCUUAUUUCAAAUACAAGUAUAGUUAGCAUAAAUUUUAGAGCAAAUUUGGACGCUCAGAAUGCAGGGAAUGGCAAAGAUAUUUCUGGGGGAGAAUGCCCUCCCCAUAUAUGUGAGAUGUCGGCCACACACAUGACCUUGGUCAUUGCUAUCCCCCUCUAAUAUAUUAUCUCACAGAAAGGUCCCUUUUCAAAAAUCCCCCCACUUAAAAAAGGCCCUCUGUCCAACUAUUUCUUUUUUUCGACACAAAAUAAUGUCUUUCAGAUUUAACCCGACCGACUUUUUGUCCCAUACAGAUCUCGGGACCGACUUUUUAGAUGUAUUUCACAAAACAUGGGGUCUCACAUGGGGUCUCAACAUGUACUAAUUUCGAUACUUCUCCAUAACUGCGUUUAUUCUUCUUUUAUUUAUUUUUUGUUAAAUAUUGAGCUAAUUUAUUCUAUGCCCCAGUCAUAAAAAAAUACUUACUUUCCGAAAGACCUAAAGUAGCUAUAUAUAUGGCUUCAUUAUAUACAUUUCAGAGAAACCAACUGUGACAUUGAGUUGUUCCAGUCCUAUCACAUUAUAUAAAGGUGAUGACUUCACAUGUGCAUGUAGAGGUGAAGGUGGAAACCCCCCAGCCAAUGUAACUUGGUAUAAAGAUGGCGUCCAGAUUGGUGGAACAGGAAAAGAAGAACAAACAUUGACUCUCAGUAACGUUGGUAGAACAGCCAGUGGAACAUAUAAAUGUGUAGCCACGAGUCACACUCUAACUGAUGAAUUAGUUGAAGUAAAAGUAAUACUUGAUUGUAAGUAUUGUUGUAAAUUUAUGCGUGUUUGCAUGUAAUUUAUAAAUAUUUAAACUGGUGCACGGCGUAUGCGCAACUUUAGAAACUGUAUAAAAAGGACAUGCAUGUUUGAACUAGUGCUGGUGUGUAUGUUUUGAAGUGAAGAUUAUGUAAUAACAACCUUGUGUCCCGCAAGUUGUUGUCUCAUUCAAAUGAGUGAAUAAAUGAUUUAUUUCUCAUGUGUUUAAUGCAUGCAAGUUUCAUGCAUAUUAUCAAUAAGUAACAUGCAGUAUCGUUUCUUGUGUGCAAUUUGGAUCGUCUUUGAAAAACUCACUCGUGCACGAUUUUGUUCAAAUUACACUCAAAACCAUUACCUAUAUUUCUUUAAUACCAUAUAUUGCCAAAACCGUAUUUUAUUAUAUUCUAUUUUGCUUUCUACAGACCCACCAGAACAGCCAUACUUUAAGAAUAAAGCAGUUGUUGGUAAAACGUUUGCCAUAACAUGUGAAUCCAGUGGUUAUCCUUCACCAAGUUAUACCAUAAUCCAUAAUGAUACCAAGAUCGUCAGUAAUGACAAGACGUAUACCAUGGAUGUUGUGCACCACAGUGAUGCUGGAUUAUAUAAAUGUAUUGCAGAGAAUAAAUUUGGAAAUAGUUCAACGAUAUAUUAUUUAUCUAUCGAUCUAGGUAAGAUUCAAUAUUUUCAGAAACAACAACUGUUUUUACUUACAACUUAUUUUCACCUUUCCUUUUUCUACUUAUUAGUUAUCAUACAUUGCCUUCAAAAUUUCUACUGUAGAGAAAGUGUAACAACAUGAUUUAAUUAUGUUUAGAUGAAUUAAUAAAUCCAACAACUGGUAUUAGCACUCAAAAGUUCUUCACUACCGAGAAUUCUAGAUCAGGUAAGAAGUAUAUAUAUACUUGUUCAAAGCAAGUUCCUUCUAUUAACCGUGUUCAAAGUUAUAUAUACUUUGUGAAAGGAAGUUGAAUAGUAUAUAUAUUUAUUGAUGUAAACUAUCUUCCUCAAACAAUAGUUUCUAUAACAAGCCUCCCCCCCUGACCUGAGCAAAGCUAGUGUCAUUUUGUUGCAUGGUACAGAUAUUGCAGGGGGGUCGUUGUUUUACCGCUACAUUCAUCGUCACGAUAUACAUGGAAGAAUAAUUUAAACUGGGAGAGGCUGGGAUUGACAUAAAAAGCAUGUUUCGUGAUCCGAGACCACUAUAAUAAACAACUCGAAAAUCAUAGCGGAUUGCGAUCUAUUUCUAUAUACUUUUUAAAGUUUCUAUGGCGAUGUGUUUAUCAGUGUCAAAUAUUUCUCAAUACAGCUGCCAAUUAACAAAGAGGAUGAUGAGACGACUGUUGUAGUAUUAAAUAUUGUUGUAUCUUUGGUGUCCGGGAUUAUGAUUGGAACUCUUCUUUCCUACAUUGUGUUAUGUUCUCGUCGUAAAUUUAGAAGCAGGAAACCUCAAUCAAACCCUGAACCAAAGACAACUGGAGAUGAUACAACUUAUCAAGAGCUCGAUCUUUCAAAAAUGAAUACAGAAGAUAAUUAUCAAUCGUUGAGAAACAGAGGACCUCAACCAAACCCUGAACCAAAGACAACUGAAGCUGACACAACUUAUCAAGAACUUGAUCUUUCAAAAAUGAACACAGAAGAUAAUUAUCAAUCAUUGAGAGUGAAUGCUGCAAGUAAUGACGAGGAGUCAACUUAUACUGAGUUAAACCAAACCAGAGAUGUGGAGAACAACUACCAAUCUUUAACUUGA
Molecule: messenger RNA, 4914 nt
Organism: Paramuricea clavata
Lineage: Eukaryota; Metazoa; Cnidaria; Anthozoa; Malacalcyonacea; Plexauridae
Source: the annotation of a GenBank genome assembly